Sander lucioperca (pikeperch) is the source of this 2435-nucleotide messenger RNA. Its product is annotated as microtubule-associated protein RP/EB family member 3-like. Bases 225 to 1049 code for a protein of 274 amino acids. The transcript has 9 exons. The record is from RefSeq and is a predicted model, not a curated record. Gene Ontology annotation, molecular function: microtubule plus-end binding. Gene Ontology annotation, cellular component: microtubule organizing center; microtubule plus-end; spindle midzone. Gene Ontology annotation, biological process: protein localization to microtubule plus-end; regulation of microtubule polymerization or depolymerization; spindle assembly. Lineage: Eukaryota; Metazoa; Chordata; Actinopteri; Perciformes; Percidae.
CUGCCCUGCGCAUGCGCACUGCUCCAGCAGCUUAGGUGGGAGUGAGGCCAGUCUUUGCUAAGGCAACAGUCGGGCGUAUAGCAACAGAAGCCCAUCAUCAGACACAACGACAACGGGGCGGCAGUGAGAGCAACGCGUCGCACUUCAGUCUUUUUGUAAGGUGGUCCACCACCACAACCAUUUAAACAGCUCACACCAAACAGGUGAGUAAAGUGUGCAGGAGGAUGGCGGUGAAUGUUUACUCCACCUCAAUGACCAUUGAGAACCUGAGUCGUCAUGACAUGCUGGCAUGGGUCAACGACUCUCUGCAGCUCCCAUACACAAAGAUCGAGCAGCUCUGUUCGGGUGGUGCUUACUGUCAGUUAAUGGACAUGCUGUUUCCAGGGUGCAUAUUAAUGAAGAAAGUGAAAUUCAAUGCUAAACUGGAACAUGAAUACAUCCACAAUUUCAAGGGCUUACAGGCUUCAUUCAAGAGAAUGAAUGUGGACAAGAUCAUUCCUGUGGAGAGGCUGGUGAAGGGGAAGUUCCAGGACAACUUUGAGUUCCUUCAGUGGUUUAAGAAGUUUUUUGAUGCCAACUAUGACGGGAAAGAUUACGACCCUGUAAUGUCACGGCAAGGCCAUGAAGGAACACCGCCUCCACCCAACCCAGGUGAACCCAUUCUUCACAAACUGAAAAGAGCCUCCCGCUCAGGCCCCAUGAGAACAUCUCCCACAGCACCAAAGAGUGUUCCUCCCCCCCAGAGGCAGACCAACACAGCACCAGCCCGCAGGACAACUCCCGUGACCCGCAAUGGAGGAGACGCUGAGCUUCUAGAGCUCAACCAGCAGCUGCUGGAUCUGAAGCUGACUGUAGACGGACUGGAGAAGGAGAGGGACUUCUACUUUGGAAAGCUGAGAGACAUUGAGCUUCUCUGCCAGGAAAGUGAAAGUGACAGCCAAGUCAUCAGCAAAAUCAUGGAUGUAUUGUACGCUACAGAGGACGGAUUUGCACCACCAGACGACGAGGAAAUUGAGGAAGGGGGAGAGCGAGACCAGGAGGAGUUCUGAACUGUUCUUCCUCUCUUCAUCAUUCUCCCCCCACCUCUCACCCUUUAACCUACCUGAUAAUUAUUGUCAUAAUCCCCCUCUUUUCCCCCUUUUAUUUAAUUAUUUCCCUUACUUCUCCCAUCUUGUCUGCGACUGUCCUGUUCCAUGAUGACUUUGUUGCACAGCCUCGCUUCCCAAACUCUUACGAAAGACACUUAACCCAGACCUGUCUUGACUAGGGCCCAGCAGCCUGCCUUGGCUCACUCGACUUGCUCUGACCAGUUACCAAAGGGGACAGCUGCACUGCAGGGCUGGUUUAGCCUGCUAAAAAUGUUUAGCUUAAUAACAAUGAGAUAGAUCACAGCUUGAAACCAACAGUGCUAUCUGUUUUGUUAAGAGGAAGGUCACUUUCUCUCACCAUGCACUUUGAUUGGUGACUGCACACAGAUGCACCCAUUCACCAGGGUUCUCUGAAGAGUUUAUAUAUGAAACUGCAAUGUUUUCCCCACAAUGUGACUAAAUUUGACAAGGUGAGAUUAUAAAUGGUGUCAAGUCCCAUAGGAGAAGGGCCUGCACGUAUAUUUUGAUCUUAUUGCAUAUGAUGACACGUGAACGUACAUUUGGCCCCCCUAUAUCACAGACUUUGAACUGCUCACAUGUACAAGCAUAAAGAAGUCAUCAUUCCCGAGGUGAGAACAUCACACAGUCUGCUUUUAGUCAUGAAGGUGUCCCACCAGAGAGGGUUUGCUCAUGACUGUUUUGACAGCUUGUUUAAGAGACAGCAUGAUGUAUUUAUGUUUCUAUUUAUUUAUCUUUUUUUUUGAAUCUGCAACGGUUUUUAAGUGGUUUUGGAUUUCUUGCACUCAAUGUAGCAAAACAAACCGACUGAAAUGAUCCAAAAAUGCCAACAUGCAGUGAAGAUACAGAAAGAUGCAAUUUUAUAUUUUGUAGAUUUGUUUUAAAGAGGUUUGUUUUUUAUUUGCAUUGAAUUCCUCAGAGGUGUCAGUGUAAGAGUUAUUUAUCAGGCUUUGAAUUCUAUGAAUGAACAAAUGUUAAAAAAAAGGAAAAAAAAUGUAAGAAGACUUCUUAGACGGACACUACUAAAUACUAAUGUUUGACUGUGUUAAUUGAGUUAAACAUUUUAGCUGCUAUCAUUAUUCUUCAGUUGCCGUAUUUAAUUGAGUUUCGUUGCAAAGCGUUCAAACGCCGCAGUGGGCUGCCAAGGAACUAUUGGUGUGUUUUAUUGUGAUUGAAAGCCAGACUGAGUGUGAUUGACAGUAGUUCCAGUCUGAGAGAACAAACAUCAAACCCUCUCUCACCGUUUGUUGCCAUGGCAGCCAUGUGAUAAACUUACUGCAGUUACUGCUGGAAUGAAAUAAAGCUCUGAUGUUCAAGAAAAGUAACAAA